Rattus rattus (black rat) is the source of this 2563-nucleotide messenger RNA. It is a transcript of the gene Grhl2, whose product is annotated as grainyhead like transcription factor 2. Bases 47 to 1927 code for a protein of 626 amino acids. The record is from RefSeq and is a predicted model, not a curated record. Gene Ontology annotation, molecular function: DNA-binding transcription activator activity, RNA polymerase II-specific; RNA polymerase II cis-regulatory region sequence-specific DNA binding. Gene Ontology annotation, biological process: neural tube development; regulation of transcription by RNA polymerase II; brain development. Lineage: Eukaryota; Metazoa; Chordata; Mammalia; Rodentia; Muridae. The transcript is spliced from 16 exons. Gene Ontology annotation, cellular component: nucleus.
GAGGCUGAGGCUCCAGGAAAAGGGGAGCGAGUUCAUUGGAUCAAACAUGUCACAAGAGUCGGACAAUAAUAAAAGACUAGUGGCCUUGGUGCCCAUGCCCAGUGACCCUCCCUUCAACACCCGAAGAGCCUACACAAGUGAGGAUGAGGCCUGGAAGUCGUAUCUGGAGAACCCCCUGACGGCAGCCACCAAGGCAAUGAUGAGCAUCAAUGGGGACGAGGACAGUGCUGCUGCCCUGGGCCUUCUCUAUGACUACUACAAGGUUCCUCGAGACAAGAGACUUCUGUCUGUGAGCAAAGCAAGUGACAGCCAAGAAGACCAGGAAAAAAGAAACUGUCUUGGCACCAGCGAAGCCCAGAUCAACUUGAGCGGAGGCGAGAACCGAGUGCAGGUUCUGAAGACCGUCCCGGUGAACCUCUGCCUGAGUCAAGACCACAUGGAGAAUUCGAAGCGUGAGCAGUACAGCGUGUCCAUCACUGAGAGCCCCGCCGUCAUCCCCGUGUCGGGCAUCACGGUGGUGAAAGCUGAGGAUUUCACGCCCGUGUUCAUGGCGCCCCCAGUGCACUAUCCCCGCGCGGACGGUGGCGAGGAGCAGCGCGUGGUUAUCUUUGAACAGACUCAGUAUGACCUGCCCUCCAUAGCCAGCCACAGCUCCUAUCUCAAGGACGACCAGCGCAGCACGCCCGACAGCACCUACAGCGAGAGCUUCAAGGACGGCGCCUCGGAGAAAUUUCGGAGUACUUCUGUUGGUGCUGAUGAGUAUACAUACGACCAGACGGGGAGUGGUACAUUUCAGUACACCCUGGAAGCCACCAAAUCUCUCCGGCAGAAGCAGGGGGAGGGCCCCAUGACCUACCUCAACAAAGGACAAUUCUAUGCCAUAACACUCAGUGAGACUGGAGACAACAAAUGCUUCCGACACCCCAUCAGCAAAGUCAGGAGUGUAGUGAUGGUGGUCUUUAGUGAAGACAAAAACCGAGACGAACAGCUGAAGUACUGGAAAUACUGGCACUCCCGGCAGCACACUGCUAAGCAGAGGGUCCUUGACAUUGCUGAUUACAAGGAAAGCUUCAACACCAUCGGGAACAUUGAAGAGAUCGCAUACAAUGCCGUUUCCUUCACCUGGGAUGUGAAUGAGGAGGCGAAGAUCUUCAUCACCGUGAACUGCUUGAGUACAGAUUUCUCCUCCCAGAAGGGUGUGAAAGGACUUCCUCUGAUGAUUCAGAUCGACACGUACAGCUAUAACAACCGCAGCAAUAAACCCAUCCACAGAGCGUACUGCCAGAUCAAGGUCUUCUGCGACAAGGGAGCAGAAAGAAAAAUCCGGGAUGAAGAGAGGAAGCAGAACAGGAAGAAAGGGAAGGGCCAGGCCUCCCAAACCCAGUGCAGCAAUUCCUCUGAUGGGAAGAUGGCCGCCAUACCAUUACAGAAGAAGAGUGACAUCACGUACUUCAAAACCAUGCCCGACCUGCACUCGCAGCCUGUGCUCUUCAUACCAGAUGUUCACUUUGCAAACCUGCAGAGGACUGGACAGGUCUAUUACAACACCGAUGAUGAGCGAGAAGGCAGCAGUGUCCUCGUUAAACGGAUGUUCAGGCCCAUGGAAGAGGAAUUUGGUCCAACACCGUCCAAGCAGAUUAAAGAAGAAAAUGUAAAGCGAGUGCUUUUAUACGUGAGGAAGGAGAACGAUGACGUGUUCGAUGCUCUGAUGCUGAAAUCACCCACAGUGAAGGGCCUGAUGGAAGCGCUGUCUGAGAAGUACGGGCUGCCGGUGGAGAAGAUCACAAAGCUUUAUAAGAAGAGCAAAAAGGGCAUUCUGGUCAACAUGGACGACAACAUCAUUGAGCACUAUUCAAAUGAGGACACCUUCAUUCUCAACAUGGAAAGCAUGGUGGAAGGCUUCAAGAUCACGCUGAUGGAGAUCUGAACCCUGAUGGAGUCCCUGACAGGAGCUUUUGGUGCACUCCUUCCUGGGAGAGAUGUGAUCUCUGCCGCCCCAGAACCUGGAGACCCAUCUCACCCUCCUCACAAGACUGUUACAAGACUGCUGGGAAGGGGGCGGGGCCCAAGGCCCAGUAACAUUCCACGCGCUCCCUCUGGAGCUGAAGCCUGAGCCCCUCAGCAGAUUCUUUGAGCCUGGUAGGCCCUUAUUUAUUGCCCAUUCUUUCCCCAAGAGCCCUCCAGGACUCUGCAAGUUACUGAGAGCUCCAUGGGAGACCUCCAGAGUUUCCCCUUCAAGGGCAGCAGCAGCAGCAGCAAGUCCACUCAUCUCGAGCCUGGGGAGCUGGUGUGUCCUUUUCUUACCUCUCCUCAUUUCUUGAGUGGAUGGACCAGAUGAGCUGCUUCUUGGUGCAGUCUUCAUGGAUGGAGUAAGAAGGACCCCAAACCUUCAGAUUACUCUGAGGAAGGUCAUUUUGCUAAAUACCUCCAGGGGACUCUCAGCAAAUAGCCACUGACCGCGUACGGGAAGACUGCACUACCAUGUCAGCUUGUUGAACACGAGAAAGAGUGUGCCUGACGACCAUGUACAUAAUCUGUACAUAACAUUGCAGUAAUAUAUUUA